Alternaria atra is the source of this 2661-nucleotide messenger RNA. RefSeq lists its product as uncharacterized. Gene Ontology annotation, molecular function: zinc ion binding; DNA binding. The transcript is spliced from 4 exons. Lineage: Eukaryota; Fungi; Ascomycota; Dothideomycetes; Pleosporales; Pleosporaceae. The record is from RefSeq and is a predicted model, not a curated record. Bases 1 to 2661 code for a protein of 886 amino acids. Gene Ontology annotation, biological process: DNA-templated transcription.
AUGUCGCAAACCUCCGAAUCAAGUCUUCAGGCCUCACCCAAGGUUGAGUCAACCACGAGUAGUGGGGGUCUAAGCCUGAGUACGCGGAACAGAAUGCCAUACUUCAGGUACUUCGGGCCCACAGCUAUAGUGCCUGGACUGCGACAGAUGGUCGUCAAAGUGCGAGGGAAGCAACACGGUAGUGCUCAGACUACAUCAGAUCAACACGCAAUCGAAUCCUCACCUGCACAGCCGUCCGUAGGCUCACCACCAGCGCCAGAAGCCCGAACGCCAGCUGAGAUACCCAUAUACGAUGCCUCGUCAAUGUCGCCUAGUCCACUCAUUACCCAUCUCUGUAAACUGUUCUUCGUACACCUUGGCUGCUCUUUCCCAUUCCUACAAAGAGAACGCUUCAUGCGUGACUUGGAAGAGAAGCAGGUAGACGCCAUACUCGUGGACGCUGUCUGUGCAUUAGCGGCCCGAUUCUCGACACAUCCUAUGCUGACAGGCAAGGGCGACCCGCAGAAGGAGGACGGGACGGAAACUCCAAAGAUUCCGCCUUCAGAGCACGGUCAAGCGUUUGCCCAGCGAGCAAAAUCAGCUAUCCCGGAUGCUUUCCCGUGUCCUAGUGUGGCAGUAGUGCAAGCGGCACUGCUUCUUGCAUACGACGAAUUUGGCGCAAGUCGUGACAGCGGACUUUGGAUGUAUCUGGGUAUAGCCAUUCGGAUGGCGCAGGAUUUGGGCAUGCAGUCUGUGGGCGGAUUGAAGUACGAAGGACGCAAGGGCCCGACUCCAAAUUCCAUUAAAAGUGACCCAGAUGGGGGGCGGCACGCGGAGCAACCCACAGUUCAAGAGAGCCACGGAACUAGCGCUGAGGAGCAAGAGCAAAGAGCUGCUGAACGCGAGAGGUUGGAUACGUUUUGGUCUAUAUUCUUCCUCGAUCGCGUCAUAUCUUCUGGGACGGGACGACCGGUCACCCUCCGCGAUCGCGAUAUCGAGAUCUCAUUCCCCUCCCUAGACGAGGUCGACUCUUCUGGAUGGCCGUUGCCAUAUCCUGCGCUGAUUCGUAUCAUCCACCUUUACGGUCGUGUGACUGAUCUCCUCAACCGCAUAAGAAGUGCCGACGACAUCACUGCUGAUCUGCAGAAGCAACUCGGAGCAUGGGAAGAUCGUCUGACAGGUAUCUACCAGAAUCUAUCGCCAAAACUUCACUUCAACGCAGUCAACUUCCAGCAAUAUGUUAAGAUUAAUCAAGGGACGAACUUUCUUUUGCUGCAUUGCUGGUUUCACACCCUGAUCGUCCUUCUACAUCAGCCAACGCUGCUCAGGACGUUCGAAGGAACUCCGCAAUCCUUAUCGACCAACAGCAGAGAACUGUCCAUGUCUUCUGCGAAGACCGUCGCUGACAUUUUGGCCUUUACCGAGCUUAUCGAUGUAAAGACUGGAAUUGGCAAUCCGUUUACCAGUCAACCGAUAUAUAUUGCCGCAUGUGCCUUCCUCAAAGAAACCGCACUUCAUUCAGCAUCAUCGCAGCCUCAGUCUCGUCCUGCUAGCCCUGGUCGAAAUGGCGAGAAUGGGCAAAAGAUCACUACUCACCAUUCUCUCGACCGUCUGAACUCGGCCAAUAGCUCCGUCAAAGAUCUGGAGCAAAAGCAAACCGCCGCUAAGCAUACGUUGCUUGCCUCUGCUGCCAACCAGAAUUACCAGCGAUGUUACCGUGCUCUGAAGGCUUUGGAAACCUACUGGGCCGGAGUCAAGUACAUAAUGACUGUCUUAGACCAAAAGGCGAAAGGCGUUGGUGACCCCUUGCUGUACACAACCGAGGAGAUGGAAAGUGCAUUAGAAGCUCCUCGACCUGAGCCGUCAUUCACUAGUCCCGGCUGGAGAAGGAAGCUCAGCUGGGGAACUUACUUGACAGCACAAAACUCUGAUGCAGACGUCGCAAAGAUGGCAGCUGCAAUACGGAAGGGCGCGAGGACGCCAAACAUGCCCGGCUCGCCUAUGGUACAUCCCAGUCAAGCCAUCGGGUGGUCGCUUACUGGUACCAUGAAUUCGCCAUCGACAAAUGUUGCAGUCAUGUACACGUCCGAGAAUGGCGAAGGCCGGAGCACGAAGCCACCACCUCCCAAAGCACCACCAGCAAGCACACAACCUUCCAUCGCGUCUCUCAUAUCAGAUCCUCCGAUCAAGUUCGAGCCACGCCACCAAUCUCUACCGUCACCAUCCGCUUUCUCGCAAUUCAGCUCAGCGUCCAUGCCACCACCGCCACCAAACCCAGCCUUCAACCACAUCCCCACCCCAGACCCGGUAUUGGUGUCAGACGCCGACCUCCUCCUGAACCUACACUCUCCGUUUUCAGGCGGUUCACCAUCGGCUAUCAGAACACCAUUACAAAACCCAACAUCCUACACGCGUUCAUCUUCACAACAACAUAACCAACUACAACCUACACCCCAAACAGAAUUCUCGCCCACUUUCGGAACUUUCAACACACCAUCGGACAACACAUUUGGUGACAUGGUCAUCGAUACACAGGACGUCGAUAUGUCCCUUCUAGGCGCCGAUAUGAUGCCUUGGGAUUUGGAGUAUCUACCACAUGACAUGCUUUAUUUCGGUGACGGCAGCUUUGGAAAUGGCGGGUUUACCGGGGAUGGCACGUCGGGCGACCAUAAUACAGGCUAA